UGUCUUUAAAGUAUUUCUAAUGUGCCAAUCACUAGUCUCUAAACAUGAGUCACAUCGUAAGGAGAGGAAGUGGCUAAAACAAGAGCAUUGAUUUCCCUUAUGUAAAGGAGAGAGAUACUGGUUUAAUACAAAGAAUUAGCAAGAUGAGUAUUAUUUUGCUACUGUUGAGUUUUGCUGGAUCAGUACAUUGGGGUUAUAUUUCCUAGAAUUAGCUAAAUUAAGUGAUGGAAAAGAUCCAUUAGGUCACCUUGUUUCUCCCACCUGCAAGUGCAGGGUUGUUGUUUUUUACUGUAUACCUGACUUAAGUCCAGUUUCCAGUGACUCAAAUCAAUAGGGCUUGCACCACUUCCCUCGUGAGACUGUGCCCCAGUCUAACUGGUGGCGAUUGUUGGAGUUUUCUUCUAAUGUAAUCCUAUCAGUGAGGAUUUGCUUUGCCUGAAAUUAACCCCACAAGCUGCUCAGCAAUUGCAUUUGUUUUUAUCCUAGUGCCUUUUAUCAUCUGAGUAAAGCAAAGCACUUUACUAAGCAAAGUACAACAUACUAAUAAUACAGUAGCUGUAAUGGAAUCCACAACAGUUGCCAUCUAGCCUUGGCCAUUAGAUCCUCUAUGUGCAAAUACUGCAAUGAACACUUUCCAAUAGUAUUUGUAUUAUUUCCAAUAGCACUGAUUACCUGAACUCAUGUACAGUAGCAUUCAUCUCUCAGGAUGUUUACACAGAACCGUAUUAGGUGCUUCAGUGAGAAAAAACAAUGUUCUAGGAUUGGUUACUGAAGUGAGUUAUUUUCCCUUUUGAUUUUAAGCCUCCAUUGUUAUGCAGAGCCUUAAUCCUCUGCAGCAUUUCUAGCGAACAUCUGAAUGGACCUUUUGCGAAUUCAGUAGACUUAAGGCUUCUGACCAGCUGUGUUUUUUCACAAUAUAUGUUUAAUGUGUGCCUGUCUCUAAAGAGAGGAAAGAAAACAUUAAAUAUUUAUUAUGUUUCUGUCUGGCUUUUCCUUUCAUCUCUUUUUGAAACACUCAAACCAUGUACAUGAUGGGGUGAUGCAGUUGGAUCAUAUUGUACAAACACCCUCUAACAAGGGCCUGAUCUUGCUCCUGUUGCCUGCAGUGAGAUCAAGGCUCAUGAAUUAUACUGCAGAUGUAACCAUAUAUUUUAUUAGAAUUCCAAAGUUCCUGGGCUUGGUCACUAGAGGGCACCGUUGCCCCAACUGCAAAGCAGGAGAUGGCUUCAGUGCUUAGAUAUCCAUUACUGCACAAUAACUAGUGAUUGUCCAAAUGGAUUUGCACAAGCUUGAUCAUUCCACGGUGUGAGAAUUAAAGAAGCAGAUGUUUGACCUACUUCGCUAAUCUGUGGUAGACAAGUUCAGACUUAGUUUAUAUGUAUCUGUAACACAGUGUUGCAGAAUGUUAUCAAAAGCUGCUAAUUCUUCAUUCACUAAAACUGCUUUCUAGCUUCAAGAGUAUGCUUUGUUCUACUUUGUAUAAAUUGGCUAAUGCUAAGGAGUAAUGACCAGCACUCAUCACACAUUAAGCACUUGGUAACUUUGGAGCAUAAAGUGUGUUCUACAGCACCUGCUCUUUUGAGACCUUGUUAAAGUGAGUUGGCAUAUUCCCUCUCUCUUUAUUUUUUUUUAGAGCUCAUAUAUUUUCCCCAUUCUUAAAUUCUUCAAAUGUUUUUUCCUACCUUGCAAGUAAAACCCCUAGUGCCAAAACCUGAGCAGUUCUGUUCCAACAUACUCAUCAGGUUGCCUAUCUUAGAGAGGGAAGGAAAAAUAGAAGAGUAAAUAGAUUUCAGUUUCAAGCUUCUGAAGUUCGCUUAUGAAACUGUGAAGGAAAAUACAAAAGCAAGAAUAAGAGGCUCAGUUCUUUGUUUAUGAGCAAACCCCAGACUUCCAAGCUAACAGAGGAGAAUGUGAAGCCAUGGACUACUACUGUACAAAAGGAAUAACCUGAAAAGAGGAAAAGUAACCGUCAGCUUCAAGCACAUGAACUGAUCUGAAAGUUACAACCAUGUGGUGUCCGCUGGGAGGCACAUGAGGCCUGUUGGAUAUAGGCAUGCCCAGUUCCCAGUGAGUAGUUUUUCAUGUUUCAUUAAUCUCUAUAACCGCUAGUGAAAAUUGCGCACCCCCUCUCCCUAUGCUGGUAGUGCCAAUAGAGGCCAAAGGUUGAGUGGACCAUGGAGUGGGAAGGACUCACAUGCCUGGAAAGUAGAUCCCUACAGAGCAGGAGUAGGGCACGUUUGCAGGACAGUGUGGGGAAUCUGCACUGCAGCUGCUUUUGCUGUAUUGUAUCUGUCCUGCUUUUAAACAGAGGGCUGUAGCCUUUCGCUAGGGCUAAGUUCACAGAAAAGUCAAAAGAUUGUAUGGUCAAAACCGAAUAUUAGAAUACAGCUAUGGAUGAAGAGCUCUUCUGAUUGGGAGACAACAGUCUGAGUCAGAGGGAAACGGGCACACUCUGACCCUCGCUCCCCCAAGUCGUAGGAUGGUGAAAGAGAGCGGGGGAGCAGGGGGUUGCAAGGAAAGAGAUGGAUCGGUGAAUGCAGAAGGUAAAUCCUGGUUCUUCCAGGCUGUGGCGCUGCUGUUUCAGCACUCCCAAGUUCCUCCUCCCCUUGGCUCUGGCUGCUAGGAAAUGACCUAAGAGGAAACCCGCAGGUUUGCAAUGGAAAGAAUCCGUCUGGUGGCAAUCACUGACCCCAAAGAAGCUGAAAAUUUGCACAGUGACUGUGGAAUUCUGAUGAGCUGGCAAAACCCAUUGAAUGCUCCACUUGGACAUUUGCCCUCCCAGUGUUUGUGACACAAGCCACUGCAGCCCUGCAGUAAACGUUUGAUGCCGCACCGACCAGUGGCUGGUCUCACGUUAGGUUUUGCCACUAACGGCCACUUCCCUAACUGCGCUGUCGGAGCAGGCCAGACAUGGGAGACACAGGCAAAGAAGAGUAUAAGAUACAGUCGUUCGACACAGAGACGCAGCAGUUACUGAAAACUGCUCUCAAAGACCCCAGCAGUGUAGACCUGGAGAAAGUGGCUAAUAUCAUCGUGGAUCAGUCCCUCAAAGACUCUGUGUUCAGUAAGGAGGCUGGGCGCAUUUGCUACACCAUCAUCCAGGCAGAGAGCAAGCAGGUGGGCCAGAGCAUUUUCCGACGGAGUCUGCUUAACCGACUGCAACAGGAAUAUAAGGACCGGGAAGAGCUGCGAGCCCGCUCGCCCCAGGCAUGGAUCUGUUAUGUCACCUUCAUCUGUAACAUCUUUGACUACCUGAGGGUGAACAACAUGCCCAUGAUGGCGCUGGUGAACCCAGUUUAUGAAUGCCUGUUCCGACUGGCACAACCCGAUAGCCUGAAGAAGGAGGAGGAGGUGGACUGUCUGGUGCUGCAGUUGCACCGCAUUGGUGAACAGCUGGAGAAGAUGAACUCCCAGCCAAUGGAUGAGCUCUUCUCCCUUCUCCGAGAUGGUUUUCUCCUGGAGGAGGGGCUCAGCUCACUCUCUCAGCUCCUGUUGCUGGAGAUCAUAGAGUUCCGGGCUGCGGACUGGAAGAUGACAGGUGCGGCUCAAAAAUACUAUUACAGUGAAGUCACAGAUUAAACCUUCCACAGCCAGAACUCUCACCCAGGGGCUCAAAUAGUUUCACCCUGGCACUUUCACGAGCAAAUGUCACAAAUAUGUUUCAGAUAUUUUUAAGUUAACAUUUUUUCUAAUGCUUUUUCUAAAUAGGAUUUAUAUUGUUUACUCCCAAUAGACUCUUUGUACUGUGUCUGCUGGACUGCAACAGGGGACAGUUUUGAUUUGGGGGCAAGGGCAGUUUUAACCUAGCCAGAGCUUCCAUUCUCUUUAUCUAUGGCCCAUGUUAAUUAAUGCCUCUCAAACCGUUUUACAGUAGCAGGCACGAAAGCAUAGCCAAUGGCUUAUACUGAGGUCAACUCUUGUGUGCCAACUCUGUCAGCCACCAACCGAGUUAAGACAAAUGGAAGGAAAAGCUUUUGCAGCUUAUUUGAAAAACUGCCCUCUUUGCUGCUUAUGCCACAUGGAAUCUGUGCCAGACACACAAACCAAGUUUUAAAAACAGUCCUCCAGGAUGAGUCUCACCUUGCUCCCUGUGAAAUCAAUGGCCCUUUACAUGGGUAAUACAAUUAUUAUUUCUCCCAACCCUGCCCUCUGGUAGGCUGGGUGCCUAUGGAAAGCAGAAGCAACACCUGCUCCUGGAGGAAGGACAUGCCACCCAGUGUACAUCAUAGCAGCAAAUUCCUUGAGCACAUGUAGCUAGAAACUGUUUUUGAGUUUUAUAUAGUAACCACUACGGAAUAUUUUUCCUAAAAAGCAAUGUAAUGAACUUCAAUAUUGUACAUUUCUGUUGACAAAAGGGACAGGCAAAGGGGAAAUGUGUUCUAUUGAGGUUUUUUCUAAUAAAAGUUUUACACUAAUGAACACCA
Dermochelys coriacea (leatherback sea turtle) is the source of this 4424-nucleotide messenger RNA. RefSeq names its product MIF4G domain containing (gene MIF4GD). The transcript is spliced from 7 exons. Gene Ontology annotation, cellular component: cytosol. Bases 2911 to 3579 code for a protein of 222 amino acids. The record is from RefSeq and is a predicted model, not a curated record. Gene Ontology annotation, biological process: regulation of translational initiation. Gene Ontology annotation, molecular function: RNA binding; protein binding; translation activator activity. Lineage: Eukaryota; Metazoa; Chordata; Testudines; Dermochelyidae.